Messenger RNA from Aspergillus alliaceus, 857 nucleotides. RefSeq lists its product as uncharacterized. The transcript has a single exon. The record is from RefSeq and is a predicted model, not a curated record. The coding region runs from base 593 to 823 and encodes 76 amino acids. NCBI's taxonomy places the organism in Eukaryota, Fungi, Ascomycota, Eurotiomycetes, Eurotiales, Aspergillaceae.
GCUAUUUAAAGCAGCGUGGCGAUGAGGGUUCGUUUGAUGAAUUUACUGUGGUGUUGCAUCUUUUUUACCAGCUUUCUGAAGAGUGAAAAGGUCAGUGCCUGCUGAUCUGUGCGCUUAAUAACAGCCCAUAUACAUACAGUGCGCAUUUAACACUUUCUGCGACAGUAGAGGUUCUUUUCGUCCAGACUGGAUCCACUUUAACGGCUUAAUUAGCUCUUAAACCAAUCAACACAAUCCCUUUUUCCUCGUCCAUGUAUGUGACAUUGGUUGGAGGACAUAUCGUUGACCUGGUAAUAGAGAAUGACACUUGAAUUUACUACCAUUUGUAAUGUUUCACGAUAACAACUUUAUUAGCUUCUCUGAUUCUUCCUCUAUCCUUCUAAUACCCUGGUCUCGCUACCAAAAUCUCUUCAUUUACUCGCCUCCAUCUUAUUUACCUACGGCCCAGGUUUUUGCAUAGGCAAACCGAUUGACAAAAGACUUUUGCUGAAGGACUGAUAUCGACAGAUAAAUUCAAUGAGACUUUGUACUAGCUCUAGGCUUGGAGCUACGCAUAAUAUGAGCUGUUUCUUGAAACCUUCAAAAUGGGGAAAUGGUCCCUCGUAAAGCAGGUAGUAUUACUACUACCCAACUUGCAUUUGCUGCUUCACCACCAAUCGGCGGCUUAGGAUAUCCUAGCGAACAAGGGCUUCAUCUUUCAUUGCGCCUCAAUGCCCCAGUGGAGCUAUGGAAGUCGCUCAUUAUGCUAGUAACCACCAGUAUCAUCACCUGGUUGCUCCGCCACUUAAUCUUCCUUGCUUACAAUGUAGACCCCGCCUUCUAAAUUCAAACCCGCUGGGAUCACGCUAACGGGAUGC